Messenger RNA from Ruditapes philippinarum (Manila clam), 783 nucleotides. RefSeq lists its product as uncharacterized. The transcript is spliced from 5 exons. The coding region runs from base 55 to 783 and encodes 242 amino acids. The record is from RefSeq and is a predicted model, not a curated record. Gene Ontology annotation, cellular component: membrane. Lineage: Eukaryota; Metazoa; Mollusca; Bivalvia; Venerida; Veneridae.
AAUAAAUGAAAGGCAUGUAAAAAUUUUACGUGUUUUACAGAUAUCUGCCCGACAAUGUUUUAUGCUCAGCGGGUAGUGCCCCACAAGCCCAAGAAGUUGCCCUGGUAUGGGAGAUGGUCGAAUCGUUUACUCAUCUUCUUUACAUUUUUUUGCAUUCUACUAGGGAUUGGGCUAGCAGUGGUUGGUAUAGUGAUGAUGGUAUUGAAUGAUAUUCUGGUCAGAGAUGAGGUCAAGGUCAUGCUGAAUAUGACCCAGUUUAACGGUAAACUGAAGGUCGGCAAUGUACUCAAGUCUUUACCAAUCCUCAAUAUCAGUGUCGGUGGUAUUGUUGUCUUUCUUGGAAUAUUUGAUUGUGUUGCCAGAAAUCAAAGAAACAAAAUCUGUCUCGUGAUUGUAUCAAUACUGAUAUUCUGGUUCCUGAUUGUUCAAAUUAUUGCCUGUGGUUUAUGGAUUGUGAUGCGAGAAAAGUUUGAAGACAACGAAGUCAGAAGUGAUCUUGAAAUGCAGUUUGACCAAUACACGGGGGUUGAAGUAGACAAUACCACUGGCUGGGACAUCCUUCAUCUUGGUUUUAAAUGUUGUAGUUUGAACGACAUAACGUCCACAUCUAACGACUACACAUUUAAUGUAACAGAGUGGUGGGCUACCCGGCAGAUCACCCUCGACUUGGUACCUACAAGUUGUUGCUCACAUGCCACAGAAGACACUUAUCAAACCUUCAAAGAAAUCAGCUGUGAACGGACCCUUAUUACUCAUCAUAAACAGGUUAUAUUAGCAAUAUAG